AUGUCGGCGCUUACGCUCGAAAUGCGUGCACGAGAACGCUACACCGCCUGUGCGAUGAUCAUUGAACCAAAGCUGACGAGGGCGCGUCUUGGGACAGCUUCUUUCCAAGGAGGGGUGAGGAUUCAUCCGAUCGUGAGUACCGUACCGGGAGAGUCAGAGCCAAUCCCCAGUUCGUCCAAGUACUCCUCCACUAGCUGUCAACCUUUCACACAUGACAGAACAAAGUCCGCAAGAAAGCGACCAUAUCCCGAGCCGGAGAUCUCCGUUGCUCCCACAAUAUCUGUCAAGGAACUUUCCCAAAGAGGCACCCUACUACCACCCAUCGCGGAGCUCACAGAAGCAUGUCAGGCCUUCAUGACAUCGUAUUUCCAGCUCGGCUUCAUACCCAAGGCCAUGUUUCUCGAGCGCCUAGGGAAGGAGCCGGACUCUGUCCCCACCUUCCUCUUGCUCGCCAUCCUCAGCGUGUCUGCACGGUUUACGCCGAGUCUGGUGCGCAGAUACGGGAAUGGGGCCAAAGCGACGGAGGUCUUUCUCAAGCGAGCGGAGAGCAUGGUCCCGGACGAGAUGUAUAAGCCGACAUUGGAGCGCACUCAAGCUUUUUUCAUUUUAUCCACCGCGGAAUGGGGGCAGGCCGAUAAUGACAAGAGCUUUAUGCACCUCGGAAUAGCAGUGCGAAUGGCUGGCUACCUUCGCCUGCAUCGGGAGGAGACGUACCGCGUGCCUCCAGAUGCCUCGGAGGACACCAUAAUCAAGUCCGAAGUCGCACGGCGCACGUUCUGGAUGGUAGAAAACCAAGCCAACCUCCAAGCGGGCAUCAACCACCCACCCGCCUUCGCCCGCCCCGAAAUCACCGCCCUCCUCCCCUGCUCCGAGUCCGACUUCGCCUUCGGCGCGCUCCCUGCCCCCGGCACCCGCGCCGCGCUCGCCGGCACCGCGCCCGCGCUCGCGGACCCGCAGCUCGCGACCACGCCCGACCGCUCCCUCUUCGCGACCCUCAUCCAGACGCAUAACCUCUGGGGGCAAGUGGCUAGAAGGGCAGUGCAGUGGGAGAACGACCUGCCGGCGAGCAGCGGACGCGUCGGCGCAAGCGAGCGCGCGCUGCCGCCGUGGGACGCGGGGAGCGACUUUGCGCGGCUCUGCGAGGCGCUGGGGCGGUUCGAGCGGGAGCUGCCCGCGCGCCAUCAGUGGUCGGUGCAGAACUGGCGCGGGUACAGGGCGGAGGCGAUGGAUCUGGCCUACCUUUCCAUCGUCCUCGUGCUUCGCAUGAGCAAUGUUGUCGUGCGCAGGGUCUACCUUCCCUACAUGGCCGUCGCAGUCGGCAUCGUAGGCAAGCAGGACUUGCCAUCCGAGCAGUGGAGCCUCGCCCCCGCCUCGUACUGGCACAACAUGGCCCGGGAGCUGUUCUCUGACGUCCGCAGGCUGUACGAGCAGCUCGACGCCUCGUUCCCGCUCUGCCCCCAGGGCUUCCCUCCCAUCAUCGUGUUCUGCAUCUAUAUUUGCGGAUCCCUCGCUUCCUACCUAUGCAAGUGGCCGCAGCUCUCCCCCGACCUCGCCCCGCAAGCGCAUACGAUAUUCCACCGCGCGCUGGAUAUGCUCAACAACGCGAAGGACCUGUGGCCGAAGGCGCGCGCGUGGCAGAACGCGCUCGCGCAGACCUCUGCUGUGUUCGCCAAGCCGGAUGUCACGGAGCAUGGUUCCAGUCGAAUGGUCUGUCUUUUCAUCGCACGAUGUUGUCUCUUCAUCGCACGAUAUCGCCUUUUCGUCCCACGAUAUCGCGACCGUUCCGCCGCUGACACCCUGGUCUUGCAGUAUGCUGACUCGCCGCGCGGCGCGGGGUCGGUCUGCGGUCCAAAUAUGCUCUACGAGCUCGCGACCGUUGCGAUAAGGGAGCAGACGGAGGGCACGGUGGGAAGCAGCCUGGCCGGCGCUGCGAGCACCGGUGGCGUGAACGGCCAGGGUCUUGAUCUGCCCAGCGCUCCGCCCUACCUUCCGAUGGAAGGCGGUGUGUACGAUACGCUCAUUCAGGCGCAGGCGCCUGGGCUGGGCGACUUCUUUGCGAACAGCUUCGAGGCGGAGUUGACGGCAUUUUUGCAUGGAGGGGGCGGGGUGGGAGGUACGGGGAUGGGGUGGGGAGAUGGGUUUGCUGGUAUGUAA
Molecule: messenger RNA, 2154 nt
Organism: Schizophyllum commune H4-8
Lineage: Eukaryota; Fungi; Basidiomycota; Agaricomycetes; Agaricales; Schizophyllaceae
Exons: 13
Coding region: 1-2154 (717 amino acids)
Biological process (GO): DNA-templated transcription
Cellular component (GO): nucleus
Molecular function (GO): zinc ion binding; DNA binding
Source: RefSeq, a predicted model, not a curated record